CCGGGGGUGAACGCUGCUGUCCGCCGCCAUUUUGGAGCAGCCGGUGACCGAAGGCCGCAAGGAAGGAAGAAUGACUGCUCCAACAGCAGAGGAGAGGAAGAUCUGUUGGGGAGCGAGGGACAAGUACUGGCAGUGUCUGGAUCAGACUGAUGAAGAUUUUGCACAGUGUCAGAAAUUCAGAACGGUAUUUGAAGGCAGCUGCCCACAGCAGUGGAUCAAGUAUUUUGACAAACGAAGAGACUAUCUGAAAUACAAGGCAAAAGUACAAAGUGGAGGAUAUCAACCGCAGGAGAGCACCGACAAGUUAUAACCACCUGCCCGAAGAGACGGCACUCAGCCAUCUGUCAGUGACUGUUGAUUGGCUGCCACCUUGGGAUCUGAGCCUGGCAGCUGAACGCAACAAUCUGGAAACGUUUGGCGUUUAUUUCGGUCAGUGGUUGAGGGGUUGGGGUUGGCGGUGGUGACUGUGGUCCUUGGGUUUGGCAAUGGCAUCCUCUUUCAGAAUUGUUCACUGAGGAGUUUUGCUGUCUGUUAAGAUUCCCCAGUCGAAUGUGGAGAAGGGACAUUAUUCAGAGCUGCUGGUGUUUACGGCAAAGUCACCAACGUGCUUUAUAGCAAACAUAUUGAGUUUCACUUACAGAAGAAGUUGUACCCCCAGAAAAUCACUGGUGUACUGCAGUGAAUGAAACUGUUGGAGAUGUUGAAACGCUCGGGCAGUAUCUGUGAAGACAAACAGUUAAUGUUCUUGGGUUGAUGCCAUUUCAGAUUUCCAGUAUCCACAGCACUUUGCUUUUGUAGUUCUUCCUCCAGAGAGAAUGAUAUUGUGAGCAUCAUUAACUGUCGCAUUUUGCUGUAUCAUUACUACCAUUUGGUUUAGCACUGAUUACAAUGUGAUGUAAGGAGAAUUGCAGCCAAAAUCAGUACAUUAUAAUGCUGUCUGAGUUGCUCAAUUUAUUCGCUAUAAAUUCCAGUGACUGAGCCAUGACCAUCCUGAUGUCACCCUGCUUCAAAUGCACUCUUCAGAUGUGGCCAAAGUUUGCAAGGAUUGAACCCAUAAUCGUACCUAUGGCUACCCACUUUGCACAUUUGCUCACUCCCCAUUGAGUUUGAUGGGCUGAAUGGUCUUUCAGCCUUUUGACUUUCUUUUUAUUCCCAAAAUCCUAAAGCCAUUGUUGUGUCUAUAUUUUAAAAAUGAUUCUUCACACAGAUUAACUUUGUCAAAUUAGAGCAAUGCAAGGUUAAUUGUUGAGGGAGAUGUUUCUAUGUACAAGUACACUGUGGAGGUUUUGCUCCCUCUGCUGGUGAACCAGUAUCACACGAAUUGGGUUUCUCCCACAGUACCAGAACCAUUUAUAGCUAAACUAUUUAUUUAUUUUAAAUAGGUACAAUUUCUUCUUUAGCUCUGUAUUAUGUUGAAAACGAAUCUGAAAAAGCGUCACUUUUUUGAGAAGUCUCAAUUUCACAAGUUAUCACUUCAAAUGGUUGUCUUUAAAUAGUACAAAAUAAGCAGCUGGAGAAAUGCAUAUUUAUAACAUUUAACAUGUUUAAUUAACUUUCUUCACCGUGUCCCCAUAGCAACAGUGCUGGGGCAGAAGCUGGUGAUGGAGAGAGUUGUGGGACUUGAGAGGGACAAUUUAAUUUGUGUAUUAAUUCUUCUGUACUAAAGAGACACAAACUGCAUGCAAACCAACAAUGUAUGAUACUCUUAAAUGUCUCUGUUCAACUAUGAUCACUAAUGUAUAAAACAAUCCCUUUGGAAGGAUAGAAUCAGCAAUUUUUUUGCAGACUGUUCUUGCAAAACUCAAGUGUAAGAACUAUAUGAAAGCACUUUUACACCUUCCAGACAUGCGAACUGUGAUGUAAAUUGUACUUUUCCCUUUUAGAGACCAAAAAAUAUCAUUGCAUAAUUAAACUGAAAUGUGUGUGCCUGAGCUGUAAUUAAUGACUGUGCCAACAAUGGCCAUAUGUUAGCAGGUCAUGGAUUCUGUUUUCCAUGAAGCAAUUCUAAACAAACAUUGUCACAACUUCACUAGAAAUAACAGCCAGAGGAAAUCUUCCUUGUGUGUGUACCGUGUCACAAGUGCAAAGUGAUCAGAGGGAAUCGCAUAACCAUCCCUGGGCUUCAACGCCUCUGAGACUGGCUGCUGUGGUGAGCUUCCACUGCAAUACACCUGCUGUUCAGUAGAUGCAUCAUUUUCUCUACUUCACCUUUUUAAUUGGCUUACUGAUGGAAUUAUCCGCAAAACCCUCCAUAUCAUAAACAAAAGAUAUUGCAUAAUAAAGGUCCAAACAAUCAUUUCGUUAUACUACAUAAGGUUGCUGGAUGGAUUCUGUUGACUGUAUAAUAAGAAAAUGUUGUAAUCAUGAUAUAAAUAAAUGCUGUAUUAUUCUUGGUGUUGA
Molecule: messenger RNA, 2400 nt
Organism: Pristis pectinata (smalltooth sawfish)
Lineage: Eukaryota; Metazoa; Chordata; Chondrichthyes; Rhinopristiformes; Pristidae
Product: cytochrome c oxidase assembly factor 6 homolog
Exons: 3
Coding region: 71-310 (79 amino acids)
Biological process (GO): respiratory chain complex IV assembly
Cellular component (GO): respiratory chain complex IV; mitochondrion
Source: RefSeq, a predicted model, not a curated record